AUGCUAUUAUUUCACGAUUUUCGAUCAUUUUUCUAUUAUCUAUUACUGUUGUUCAUCAAUUACCAUGAAAUACUAAAAUCACAAACAGCUCCUAUCGAUGGUACAUUGAUUCCAUCACGUGUACAAGAUUUUCGAGCUCGAUAUGAUCAUCCAACGGAUGCAAUUUACAUUCAAUGGUCAUAUCCAGAAAAGAUACAACACGAAGUACAACCAGAAUUUAUGGUUCGUUAUCGAAUUACCAAUCGUCCGGAUCGUUUCUCCGAAUUUGAUUGGAAAUACUCACAAGUUGGAACUAAAUUAGAAGCAAAAUUAGAUUUAGGUGAAGUACGAAAUGGUGAUGAACUUCAAGCACAGGUUCGUGCUCAGCGUCCUGAUGGAACAAUCUUGGAAGAUUGGUCACAAUCUUUGCUGAUCUCGAUAAGCAAACGUGUUCUCAUCGAUGGUGUUCCAGCAGCUGAUGAUGAUCUGUUGCCACCGCUUGAUUUUCAAGCUCAUAUAUUAAGUACAUCAAUGGUACGCUUGGAAUGGACUUCACCUUUCAGAGUUUUAUCAAGUGAUCCAGCAACUCAUUAUUACAUUGUGAAUGUGAAGCAGUUAACAUCCGCAGAUAGAACAGCACUUCUUCGACAACAGAUUAAAGUUUCUGCAAAUAGUUUCACCUUGAAUAAUUUGAAACCUGGUCAACGAUAUGAAUUGACAAUACAGACUGCCACAAGUCCAGAACGUGUUUCCAGUGUUGCAGCGAUUGUGGAAAUCACAAUGCCAAAAGAAGAUGAGUAUUUCGAAGUGGGCAAUUUGAUUAUCAGUUCACAUUUCAAAGAAUCAGGUCAAGGUGUUGUUAAUUUGACCUGGGAAGUGCCGGGGAAGAUGCAGAAUCUGAUCCAAGCCUACGAUCUUGAAUACUCAGAAGCUGGUUCAGACGAUUGGCAUCAGUUGCAGUUCAGCGGCUCACAUCCUUCUGCGAGUUUAACCACCUUGAAAAGUGAUACGGAGUAUUUGUUAAAAAUUCGAACACAUCUUUCCAAUAAUCUAACAACUGAAGGUGGACAUUUCAGAUUUCGGACACCAGCCGUUGUAAAGAAUCCAAUCAAAAAAGUGGAUGUAAUUUAUACGCAUGAAAGUGAUGGUAUACGGUUACAGUGGUUGUUGGAAAAUUUUUUAUCCGCAAACCUUAUUGACGGCUAUGAUGUUUACGUAUCCGACAAUCCAGAUCUUCCGGAUGCUGAAUGGUCGUAUUAUCCGGUAAGUGGAUCUGGAUUAACAAAUAAUGCCUUUGGAAGUGGAGCUAAUUCACUUGUACUUCAUAAUUUACGACCCGGUCAUAUAUAUUAUGUACGGAUAAAUGUUCGAAAGAAGGAUGGUGAAAUAUUACGAGCAACAAGCAUUUAUCGAUUUAAGACAAUGGAACGUGCCGAAUUUCUUGAACGUCGUGAGGGAAGCACAUUGUCAUAUCGAUUAUUAUCACCUGGACGUGUUCAAAUUACAUGGACAUAUCCUAGUUCCAUUUUACCUUUCAUUACAGGUUCCUCAAUUAUGUAUGCGGAAAGUAAUUCGUUACCAACGAAGCAAUGGGAACGUAUUACUUUAGUCAAUCCACGACAGAAUUCUGUUGUACUUGAAAAGCUGAAGCCAAACUCACACUAUUUUGUUCGCAUUUUACCGCAGAUUAACAAUACCUUUUACGAUAGCAAUAUUAUCGAUAUGUUCGAAAUUAGAACUGGACUGGAAAGCAUGUUUUUGAAUCACAUGCAAUUCUCCCAUUCUGGCGAUAUCAAUUCGCGAAUGUUGCCGCAACAUGAAAAACAGCAAGGAAGUAUGAUGGCAAAAUGGGGAGAUGAAAA
Molecule: messenger RNA, 1841 nt
Organism: Acanthocheilonema viteae
Lineage: Eukaryota; Metazoa; Nematoda; Chromadorea; Rhabditida; Onchocercidae
Source: the annotation of a GenBank genome assembly